This is a messenger RNA of Vigna unguiculata (cowpea), 1765 nucleotides long. RefSeq lists its product as uncharacterized. Gene Ontology annotation, molecular function: RNA-DNA hybrid ribonuclease activity; nucleic acid binding. Lineage: Eukaryota; Viridiplantae; Streptophyta; Magnoliopsida; Fabales; Fabaceae. The record is from RefSeq and is a predicted model, not a curated record.
CACACACAUUCUUUUAGUCAUUCUUCUUUCACUCUGAAGUCCCAAAUUCCAAUUCACAGUUACUUUGCAAGUUACCACGCAGUUACUCUCAUUCCACCAUGCAUUUUGCUCCCAUUUCUCAGCAACCAAACGCCACCUGACUCUGUCAUGAACUGCUUCUCGCUGCUAUCAUCGUACACCGCCGCCGCCGUCGGAAGCGCCGCUCGAUUAAUCACCAACCGUUCCCCUCACUGCUGCUCGUUCCCGACGUUGUUAGAGUUUCGCGGAAUUAGGUCUUUCCGUUCAGAAUUCGUGUUCACCACUCGCUGCUUUUCCACGAAAAAAGGGCGCAAAACUGGUUCUAGUUCUUCUGGGUUGCGCAAGGCCGAACCUGAAGCACCAGUCAUGGAGAAGGAGAAGGACGCUUUCUAUGUCGUUCGGAAAGGGGACAUUGUUGGAAUCUAUAAUAGUCUCGCUGAUUCUCAGGCUCAAGUUGGAUCUUCUGUUUGCAACCCUCCUGUUAGUGUGUACAAGGGAUAUUCGUUGUCAAAGGACACUGAGGAAUAUCUUGCCUCGAAUGGACUGAAGAAUGCAUUAUAUACAAUUAGAGCUGCUGAUUUGAAAGAGGAUUUGUUGGGCAUGCUUGUUCCUUGCCCUUUCCAGGAACCUCCUACCAAAGAGGGCAAAUCAAAUAUGGACGUAUCUAAAAAGAGAUCUUUGGGAGUGCUUGGACAGGACGAGAAAGCAAUAGUUGAAGAUCCCUUGAGAAAGCAAGUCAAGUUAGAUCAUAAUGCUGUAACCGAAGCACCUUCACAAGCAACUCAGACUUGUAUUCUUGAGUUUGAUGGUGCGUCGAAAGGAAAUCCUGGAAAAUCUGGUGCUGGGGCUGUUUUGCGAGCUAUUGAUGGAAGUUUGAUUUGUAGGUUACGUGAAGGUGUGGGUGUGGCAACUAACAAUGCUGCGGAAUAUCGUGCAAUGAUAUUGGGAAUGAAAUAUGCUCUUAAAAAGGGAUUUACUGGUAUUCGUAUCCGAGGUGAUUCCAAACUUGUUUGCAUGCAGAUUGAUGGUUCCUGGAAGGUCAAGAAUGAGAACUUGUCUACAUUAUAUAAGGUGGCAAAAGAACUGAAGGACAAAUUUUCUUCAUUCCAGAUCAACCAUGUUCUAAGGAACUUCAACUCUGACGCUGACGCUCAAGCAAAUUUGGCUAUCAACCUUGCAGAUGGCCAAGUCCAGGAAGAGUGUGUGUAACUGCUGGGUUGGAUUUGUUGCUGGAAGAAGUCCGCAAUUUGAAGUGUCUCUGUUCUUUAAUUUAUUGGCUACACGAUUAUUCCGCAACCAAACCUCCGGAUAGGAAAUGAUUAGUCCUCUACUGGUCCUGGCUUAGCAGUUAUGCAACUUAUAGCCUCAGCGUUUUCAAUUUCCAUAAUUUUUGGGCCGCAAUGGAAGAUUCCCAUUACGACUUAUCGACACUGCAAUCAUAUCAAGUUGAGUUCGUUAUUUUCAUUUUUGAGCAUACGGAAGAUCAGAAUAUCAUACAGUCUAAAGAAAACACGAUUCUUGUUCAAUAACGCCAAUAUUAUCACGUCUUAUUUGAAAAUGUUUUUCAUUAUUAAUUUUGUAUCUAUUCAGGCUCUUUCAACUGCGCUUUAGCUCAGUUGCAUUUAGAAUCUCCCGUCAUCUGAUUUACAUGGACGGUAGUGUUUAAAUUAUUGUAAUAAUAUUCUGUAAACCAAUGCUUUCAACUCUACUAACCAAUGAAAUUGAUGUUGGGAGUAUAUUACGGUUA